AUGGCACCUGAUAAGAAAUGGAUGCAACUUAUUCAUAAUAGACUUGAUGAUGCUUAUAUACAUGGGGUGGAAAUCUUUCUGAAUUAUACUUUUACAAGAUUGAGGGAAGCGAAUGAAAUAAGAUGCCCAUGUGUCAAAUGUUGUAAUGCAGUGUCUCGAACACGAGAGAUUGUUAGAUCACAUUUAAUAGUACAUGGAAUAAUUCAAAAUUAUACCUUUUGGUAUCACCAUGGAGAGACGAUAGGUGAGACAGAAGAACCAGAUUCUGAAUCUGUAAAUGACGAUGAUAAAAUUGGCGAGGAUCAUGAGGAGGAUGAAAUACAUGACAUUCUCAUAGAUUUACAUCCUUUUUAUAAUGUAGAUAAUAUGAAUAUUGGCGAUGAUGAUGUUCUCGAGGAGGAACCAAAUCCUGAAGCAAAAAGAUUUUAUAGUCUUUUAAAGGAUUUUGAUCAACCCCUGUACGAAGGUUCAAAACUUUCAAAACUUUCUACGUUGGUGAAAUUGCUUCAUAUUAAAAGUAUUGGUCGUUGGAGUAAUAACUCAUUUAAUAUGUUAUUGAAGAUGUUAAAGAAAGAUUUGUUGCCUGAUAAAUCAAACUUGCCAGAUUCAUAUUACGAAGCAAGGAAGCUAAUUAAAAGCCUAGGGCUUUCAUAUGAUCGGAUCGAUGCAUGUAGGAAUGAUUGCAUGCUAUAUUGGAAGAAUGACAAGUUUGUUGAUUCUUGCAAAAUUUGUGGCGCAUCUAGAUGGAAGGAGGAUAAACAUAAUGGGGAAUCUAAAAUUAAAAAGGGGAAAAAGAUACCAUACAAGAUCUUACGCUAUUUUCCUUUAAAGACAAGACUUUAA
Molecule: messenger RNA, 843 nt
Organism: Solanum verrucosum
Lineage: Eukaryota; Viridiplantae; Streptophyta; Magnoliopsida; Solanales; Solanaceae
Exons: 1
Coding region: 1-843 (280 amino acids)
Source: RefSeq, a predicted model, not a curated record